AUGAAGGCUUUCACUCUCUGGGCUGGUAUAUUCGGCCUGGCAGCCGCCGGUAAUCCCCUUACAGUGCAGACCGAAACCGGAGUCUUUACUGGUCUCCAGAAUGCCGAUUACAGCGGUGUCCGGGAAUUCCGCAAUAUUCCAUUCGCACGACCUCCGGUAGGCGAGUUGCGUUUCAUGCCUCCGCAGCGGUUGCCGAAGUCGACUAAACACUACUUCUCGACGCGCUUUCCUCCGCCGUGUCCGCAAUUCGUAUCGAACAAACCUUCUUUCUUCAAUCUGUUCACUCCAUUCCUCGAGGCCAAUAAUGGCAACCAGAACCAUUCUACGGGUUUCAGCCUGCAGACCGGGUCCGAGGACUGCCUCAGCCUAGCUAUCUGGACUCCGUACGGUGUCUCACCCAACACAAAAUUGCCUGUUAUAUUCUUCAUGACUGGUGGCGGCUUCAACACCGGUGGCAUUGAUGAGCCGGGCCAAAUCCCAGCACCAUGGGUAAACCGCACGCAGGAGCACAUUGUUGUGACAAUUAAUUACCGCGUCAACAUCUUCGGCUAUCCCAACGCAGCGGGUCUCGAAAAUCCCAACCCAGCUCUUUUGGAUCAGCGUAUGGCGCUUGAAUGGGUACACGAAAACAUUGGCAACUUCGGCGGGAAACCCCGAAGCCAUUACCAUGUGGGGACAAUCUGCCGUUUUUCGCAGUCAGGAACAGCGGUCAAAUCAAUGACCUCGACCGACUUCGCCCAGUCGAACUUCACCUUCGUGGCCAAGAACCUAGGCUGUGACUUCCCCAAUGACUCGACCGCAGAACUGCGAUGCAUGCAGCAAGUUUCAAUGAACCAAAUAGAGAAUUUCAUUGGCCAGUACAGUGGAAGCCAGAGCUUGACAUUUGGCCCCAUCGUUGACAAUGUCUACCUGUUCUCCGACUACCAAGCUCGUGCAGCAGCAGGGAAGAUCUCACCACGGCCUGCCAUCUUUUCCGACGCGGCCAACAAUAACGCAAACUUAGUGACCUGGCCAUCUUCAAACGUUUCCGCAGGCCCCUAUCAGCCCGCUGUGGACGCAGGAACCCUGAAAGACUGGGUCUGCCCAACAGCCAAUACAAGUCUCAUCCGAGCAGCCGCAAACCUGACCACAUACCGGUACCAAUACGCCGGCCAAUGGGCGAACCAGAAUCCCUACAAAUGGCUUGGAGCAUACCAUUCAUCGGAUCUAGUGAUGAACUUUAGAACGUACUACUACAACGUGACGAAUGCCACCGUUGGGCCUUCCAAGGCAGAGGCCAAGACCAGUCAAGUGAUGCAGGAUCAUAUCUUGGCUUUCAUGAAAGAUCCCCUGAACGGCCCGCCUGCUAUUGGAUGGAACCCUUAUCAUUACGGGGGUAAUGUAUUGAGGUUUGGAGCUGAGGGCAUACCGAUGAAGAAUGUUAGUGGGUAUGAGAUCGAUGGGCCUUGCUUUGGAAAUGGGACUUAUAAUCCAUUCCCGUGA
This is a messenger RNA of Penicillium maclennaniae, 1482 nucleotides long. Its product is annotated as Alpha/Beta hydrolase protein. NCBI's taxonomy places the organism in Eukaryota, Fungi, Ascomycota, Eurotiomycetes, Eurotiales, Aspergillaceae. Bases 1 to 1482 code for a protein of 493 amino acids. The record is from RefSeq and is a predicted model, not a curated record. The transcript has 2 exons.